CACGCCCCCUCCUCAUACCUGAGACGCGACAGGUACGCGCCGGCGGGUGGGCGUGGCUAUCAACGCAUUGGCAAAUAGUUCAGGAAUCAGUGCCUAACUUCAGGCUAGCGAUCGAAAUGUAUCGGCAGUACUGUGCAGCUUCUCCGUUUUAAAUCGAUAUUAAUCUGCUUCCCAAGGAGGUUGAUACAAAAACGAUGGGUGAGGCACCGACGAGGGAAGACGGUUCAGUGACACGUUCAGCUGAGUAUGUGGGCUCGUUCCCAGUGGAGGACCGCUGUUUGGAUGAGCAGAUUGAACACCUGAACCGACAGUUGAAAGCCCUCAAAACAUGCAGAAUAAGGAGGGGUGUCUCCCUCAAGUUCUCAGUGAAAGGCGUCAAGAUGUACGACGAAGACGAGACGAAGGUCCUGAUGGCUCAUGCCCUACGCAGAGUCUCCUUCUCCACCGCACGCCCCUCGGACUCACAGUUCGCCUUCGUCUCCCACAACCCGGGAAGCGCCAACGCUCAACUCUACUGCCACCUGUUCAAGGCCCGCCACGCCAGAGCGGCCCAGGUAUUGAACCUGUUGCUCUGCCGAUGUUUCCAGCUCUUGUACCUGGAGAAACAUCCGGAGGAGGCCACAGAGGACUCGGUCGGGCCCCUGCCCCGUCGGAACCCCUCUCUGCUGAACCACGGCUUCCCGCUCAGUGUCAGCGCCCUCGUCUCCUUCAGAAGAGCCCCCUUCAGGGGCCUGUUUCCAGGGGCCAGGUCGCGGUCAAAGACCCGCGAGAAGAAGCCGGCCAGCCCUGAGGAGGUCUUCACCGCCUCCCCGUCGCUGGUGCGCAAGAAGGCGAUCCGCAGCAAGGCGCUGCGGUCCGGAGCCUACCGCUCCUUCACCUUCACGCCGCUCAAACAGAGGCACACGCACCAGCGCCUCGCCUCAAUGCAAGGAGGGGAGAAGGAACGCUCUCCAGCGAAGAGAUCUCCCAGCAGCAGCUUGGCCCAAACAGAAGAAGCCUUGGCUGUAGCAGUCUGGUGCUGGGCAGGGAUCAGUCCUGACUCCAGCUCGGCUCUGCUGGAGGACGACGUGCUGGGGUCCUACCUCCUCUGUCCCCACCCCAAGAAACCCCAGAGUGGCUCCCUCCUCAUCCGCCUCCCCUCCGGCCUGGGCACCUACCUCAUAGAAAACACCCGCAACGACAUGUUCCACCUGGAGAAAUGCAAGCGUGAGUUUGUGUCCUUGGCGGUGCUGAUCGAGCACUAUACCCUGAGCCAGGAGGAGCUGGCCUGCCCUCUGAGCUGUGCCCGGGUCAACCACUGCUACGAGUGGGAGGAGGAGGCCGCCGGCAGACCCCUAGCCAAGGGCUCCCCAGCAGGAAGCCACACCCAGGAAAUUAGGCUUUGAAAUCACUGGGGAGAAGAACGAAGCCUAACCCUGCAUUACAAGGUUUUAGUGAAAAUGCAACCCGGGUGUUAAAAUACAGUUCAAUGUCUGAAAGAUUUUGAGCCAUGGAUUAUAAGAUCCAUGAAGAAAAAAAACUAUGAAAUGUAAGAUUAAUUUUGAGAAAUCUUUUUUUAAAUCCUUCGAAAAAACCUCAGACUAGGAAUUAUAUCAUUUUGAAUUUUGAAUAAUUUUGAAAUUUGACUACCCACACUUAUGUAAGCCUAUAUAUUUUAUUUUUAUGGCACUUACUUUUUUUUCAGCACAUUUGGCAUUUCAUGGAGUCAUAACCAAACUGCACUUUCCUGUCUCUUCUUGCUACUAUAUUGGCACUUGUAUGUAGCCUUAUAGUCUCAAGUGAUUUUGUAGACAUUUCAUGUUUUAAAGUUUUUCUUAUAUCUUAUAUAUAUAUUUUUGUAAAAUGUUAUAGGUUGAUCAGUCUUAACAGUUGAAAUAGUUCUCAUAAUGUGACGCUAUGAAUAUGUGUACUAAUUUGCCGUGACAAUGCCCCCUUUCUUUUUUUUAUGUCCUGCUUUCUCUGAACUUUUUUUAAAUAUAUGAUGGAUUUUUGGAGGAGA
This is a messenger RNA of Gadus macrocephalus (Pacific cod), 1999 nucleotides long. It is a transcript of the gene sh2d5, whose product is annotated as SH2 domain containing 5. Gene Ontology annotation, cellular component: postsynaptic density. The record is from RefSeq and is a predicted model, not a curated record. Bases 195 to 1385 code for a protein of 396 amino acids. Lineage: Eukaryota; Metazoa; Chordata; Actinopteri; Gadiformes; Gadidae. The transcript has 10 exons.